Molecule: messenger RNA, 8976 nt
Organism: Alligator mississippiensis (American alligator)
Lineage: Eukaryota; Metazoa; Chordata; Crocodylia; Alligatoridae
Gene: KPNA6
Product: karyopherin subunit alpha 6
Exons: 14
Coding region: 106-1719 (537 amino acids)
Biological process (GO): NLS-bearing protein import into nucleus
Cellular component (GO): nucleus; nucleoplasm; cytoplasm
Molecular function (GO): protein binding; nuclear import signal receptor activity
Source: RefSeq, a predicted model, not a curated record
UUGUCCGCUCGCGGCCGCCGUUUCACCCCCCCCCUCGCUGCCCGUCCGCCAUAUUGUGGCCGCCGCCGCCUGCGAGCCGGAGCGUCGGAGCCGCCGGAGACAGCGAUGGAAACCAUGGCGAGUCCUGCGAAGGAUAAUUAUCGAAUGAAGAGUUACAAAAACAAAGCUCUAAAUCCUGAAGAAAUGCGCCGGAGAAGAGAAGAGGAGGGAAUUCAGCUACGCAAACAGAAACGAGAACAGCAGCUCUUUAAAAGAAGAAAUGUGGAACUCAUUAAUGAAGAUGCUGCCAUGCUUGAUAGUCUCCUCAUGGAUUCUUAUGUCACUUCUACCACAUCAGGGGAGGGAGUGAUCACAAGAGAAAUGGUGGAAAUGCUCUUCUCAGAUGAUUCUGACCUACAGUUAGCAACUACUCAGAAAUUCAGGAAAUUGCUCUCAAAAGAGCCGAAUCCUCCAAUAGAUGAAGUGAUAAACACUUUGGGAGUGGUGGACAGAUUUGUUGAAUUCCUAAAGAGAAGUGAAAAUUGCACACUACAGUUUGAAGCAGCAUGGGCGUUGACAAAUAUCGCAUCAGGAACCUCUCAACAAACAAAAAUAGUCAUUGAAGCUGGGGCAGUUCCUAUCUUUAUAGAGCUGUUAAACUCUGAUUUUGAAGAUGUCCAAGAACAGGCUGUCUGGGCAUUGGGGAACAUUGCUGGAGACAGCUCUGUGUGUAGAGAUUAUGUCCUUAACUGCGCUAUUCUUCCUCCCUUGUUAAUGCUUCUCACAAAGUCCACCAGGUUGACAAUGACUCGAAAUGCUGUCUGGGCCUUGUCAAACUUGUGCAGAGGGAAGAACCCACCACCUGAAUUCGACAAGGUGUCUCCCUGCUUGCCGGUGUUGUCCAGAUUAUUAUUCAGCAGCGACUCUGACUUGCUGGCAGAUGCAUGCUGGGCGCUCUCCUACUUAUCAGAUGGCCCCAAUGAGAAGAUCCAAGCAGUAAUAGACUCUGGAGUGUGCCGACGACUGGUGGAACUGUUAAUGCACAACGACUAUAAAGUGGCUUCUCCAGCCUUGCGAGCUGUAGGCAACAUUGUGACGGGUGAUGACAUCCAGACCCAGGUGAUCCUGAACUGCUCAGCUCUGCCCUGCCUCCUUCAUUUAUUAAGCAGCCCCAAGGAGUCAAUCCGGAAAGAAGCUUGCUGGACCAUUUCUAACAUCACAGCUGGAAACAGGGCGCAAAUACAGGCAGUCAUAGAUGCUAACAUAUUCCCAGUGCUGAUAGAAAUCUUACAGAAAGCAGAGUUCCGUACGAGGAAAGAGGCAGCAUGGGCUAUUACGAACGCAACAUCGGGAGGAACACCAGAACAGAUCAGGUACCUAGUAAACUUGGGGUGCAUCAAACCUCUCUGUGACCUGCUGACUGUCAUGGACUCCAAGAUUGUUCAAGUGGCCUUGAAUGGUCUGGAAAAUAUCCUGCGGCUUGGUGAGCAGGAAGCCAAGCAAAGUGGCACAGGCAUCAACCCCUACUGCAGCCUCAUUGAGGAGGCAUAUGGCUUGGAUAAGAUUGAAUUUCUGCAGAGCCAUGAGAACCAGGAGAUCUACCAGAAGGCCUUUGACCUGAUCGAGCACUACUUUGGAGUAGAGGACGACGAUGCCGCCCUGGCUCCCCAGGUAGACGAGAACCAGCAGCAAUUCAUCUUCCAGCAACCUGAGGCCCCCAUGGAAGGCUUCCAGCUAUAAUGUGACCAGAGAGGAAAAGAACACCACAAACUUGCCAGAAAGCAACUGGGAGAAGCCAGAUAGUCUCAUCCCCCCUCCUUACAAACAGAAGGAGCCAAACACCCAUUCCACCUGUUAGGAAUCAAGUCCUCCUCCUUCAGAAAAAGCUAGAAGCAAUGCUUUGUUUUCAUGGAGAGAAGGAGAUUUUUCUUACACAUUUUCUUUCUUUUUUUAUUUUUGCUGCUGCAUACAUGUCUUUAAGCAGGCACUGGGAUGGAGGAAGGACACUGAGGUAACUGAUGGCACCUCUCAUUUUUCUUUGUGGUAAUCUCCCAAACAUCACUUUUUUUUUUUUUACCUCUGGUACUUAAAUGAAAUUUCAGCAGGGAUGGGGUGGGGGCGUAGGUAAAAAGUGAAAUCGGAAGUAAGCAUUUUCUUCUGACAACAUUAACCCUGGACGCUUGGGAUGAUCUAUUUAAAUUUUUUUUGCACAUAUUACUCUUUAUUAAAGACUCUCUAAUCUGCCAAGAGCAAAGUUUAGUCCCUGGCCUUUUCAUGACCCUCCUUCAGCGGACAGCACCGUUGGACUUGGGCCCUGUUUUUCAUGAAACAUACUGUAAAUGAACAAAGGAAAAAUGGGAGGUUUCUCCCCGUUGCUGGGAAGACUUUUCUCGGGGAAGGAUUUUUCCCUUUUGUUGUCUAAAAAUAUUAUUUUUUUUUCUUUUUUUUAAGAACUGUUAGUGAUAUUUAAAGAAAAAGCAACAAAACCCCAAAGAUGGUCUUUGUAAAGAGGUGGGGGAGCUGUCUGGGUGGUCUCUUUUUUUCUUUUUUUUUUUCCUUUUGAAAGAGGAAGCACAGCUGCCAUUGCACAGGCUUCACUUGCGUUGCUACUGAUUGAAGUCGCAGAACUGAAAUGGUGAAAACCCGUCUUCAUCCUUACUUGAAAUUUGUUUUUUGGGGUUUUUUUUUUUCAUGAGAACAUGUUAAAAAGGUUUUUUUUGGCUUUUCUUUUGGAUGGAUGGGGUGGGGCGGGACUUUUUGUGGGGUGGGGAGAAAGAGCUACACUUGACAGCAUUGUGUGCAGUGUUAACUUCAGUAACAUAAGACCUGAGUUUUCAGGAUUACCUCCUGCUCACAGUUGGAUCAUGUACAUUUUACUUCAAAAAGAAGAGUCAAAUCUCUGUAUUUUUUAUAUAUUAUAUAUAGGUAGAUAUUUGUCUAAUUGGGCUUCAGAGAAAAAUAUAUAUGAAAUUUCUGUAAUUUAUGUAAAUAGGAUACUGUGAGGCAGGCAUACCUGGAAAUGAUGGUCUGUAAACUCACUCACUGGUUGUCCUGCUUCUUUUCCUCUGUUCACUCAUGUACUGUAUAAGCAAACAUAGAGUUGUCUUAAAUUCCUCAACCAGACUGAGUUUACUUAACCAAGAUUUGGUAUCACAUGUCAUGUAGGCUGUGGAGAAUACAAACACUUCUGAGACUUGAGGGAUGGGCGUGGGGAGAAACAUGGUCCCCUGAAGUGUCUUAAUACAGACUUGUAGUGCAGACCCUCCCUAUUGCUGUCUUAAGCAAAUGCAAGCUUCGAAGCCUUUGAGAAUGGAAAUUCAAGUGGGUGAGAGACAAGCCUUGGUGCCAGUAAUACAAAAUCAAAAAAAAUCUAAUUUGACAAGUCCUUCAUUGUUUGAAAACAAAUAAACUACAUCUGUGCAUUUGACUGAGGCCUGGCUGUGGCUAGAGUGAUAUCUAAUGUGUAAAGGUUUUACCACUUGCUACAGGACAGGUUUGGAGACAGGGUAUUAGUAUCAAGUGUAGCGUGGUGGAGAAUCGUAGCCAUAGAGUACUGGUGCUGUGCUACUGCAGUCAGUCUCUCUAGAAAAUUAGUAAGGAGUGCAGGCUCUUGGGAAGCACACUGAUGUUAGAAGCUCUAUUUGGAAAAAAAAUGAGGCCAAAUCUUGUAUUUAAAAAUACGUAUGGCUAGGGCUCAUCAGGCUCCCUACGCUAGCCAUUUGGCUUGUUUACAUACCUCCCGUUGCCAAUGCGAGUCUCCUCCCGUUGAGCAAAGUGGAGAGAAAUCCAGGUAACCAACCUUUUAAAGGCUGGUUUUUGCCAUCACUGAGAAGACUCGUUAAUUGAAGCUUUUAUGAAAAGAAGAUUCAUUGUGUAAUUCAGUGUUACUAGGUAUUGAGGUAGCUUUUUAUAGAAGGGAGCGCAUUAAUUACACUUUUUUUUUCUUUAAUGGAGGCACUUGACAUUGCAAUUGAUGGAAGAGAGAGAAGCAGGAGAGAGCUGAAUUUAUAUCCAAAUUCAAGUCUUAAGUAGAAAACUAGACCUCACACUUCAUCAGCAUGUUGGCAGAGUACUCCUGGAAUCUGAUACAGCAAUGUGGUGUUGGCAUCAUCCUAACUGCAAUUGUCAUCUUUCCUCUCAUUCAGGGAAAUGGGGUUUUGCCUGCCUAAAUGAAACUAAAGCACCUGGAUGCUUUUUGACAGGAGGGAGAAGUUUUUGUUCUCAUGUACAAGGUAGUCUUGGAGAGAGCCCACCCCCAUCUCCAGCUGGCUGUGGCAAAAGGGCAUGUUAUUCGGGCUGCUUUUAAACCUUGCAGGUAGCUUGGCCUGAUCUGAUCCCAUGCAGUCAAGUGGUGUAUCGGUAGACAUUGCCAGCUGUUGAAUGGGCUUCACUGUUCUGGUGAUGGUCUUCAGCAGAACAACACUCACGUUUCCAGUUCUGUUGGAGGUUGUCCGGGUGAAUUUUGCUAAAUGCUUCUUUCUCUCAUGUGGGAUUGAACAGUUCUCCGGCCAGUGGAACCUUUUUCAGCCGGAGACCAACAUGUUCAGUUGCAUUUCCCCCCUUCUAGUCUUUGGACUAGUCGAAUCCCGUCGGCCAAGGAAAUAGCACAACUGUCCUUGGUUUUGAAACAGUCUCUCUGACUUCCUUCUGUUCCGCAUCUCGGUUGCAUGCAUGCAUGUAUAUGCAGUCCCUCAUCAGGAUGCGAUAUCUGCCACCAGGCAGACUUCAGUGGGUGGCUGAGAGCUGACUAAUGCUGAACCCUGCUCAGUGAGCAGGUGUGCCUUGAAUCGGUUCUCCAGAGUCUCCUCAUCCGGCAAAUGAAAGCCAGUAAUUUAUCCUUUCCCCAGAUGGGUUCUGUGUGGAAACCUUACAGAGAAAAUUUGAAAAGCCACUGAGCACGGUGGUCCGUGGUCCAAUUCAUUUACCUGAUGACAGAGACAUCUUGAAACUGCUAUUACAUCUGUCUGCUCUUUGGCAUGGCAAAUUGACCACAGUGCUAUAUUAGAUUUGCGGUGAAAGGAGCAUAUCUUUCUAAGACGGGAAUCUGAUCCUUUUGUUUUCCUGUUAAGAUGCAGGUGAAGCCAAUGAAGUAACCUUUUGAGUUACCUACAGUAACUUUAUUUUCCUGAUGUAAUGCACUUUUGAGGACGGGCGUUAGUUGCAUUAGGCUGACCUCAGCCUUUUAAAAAUGGGGCUCUGCUGCAGUUCUAUUCACUGCAGUAUGAAGGUGCAUUUACAUCUUUAUUGCACAAUCAUCUUCUUUUUUUUUUUUUUUUUUUUUAAACGGGAGACUUGUUUCAGGGCAGAGAUCGAGGUGAUUCUACGGUACCUCACUUCAGAAAAACAAAGCUGUGGCAGCCACUGCAGAGGUAAGCACGGAUUUUUGUUUCAACUAGCUCUGUUGCCUUGCUGCUGGGAGUAGCUUGCUUCUUCCUUGACAGCAGGCAUCAUUCCUGUUCAAUGCAGUGCCUCGUUGGCUGAUAACUCUUUAAGCUUUCUCUUAGCAACAGAGAGCCCAGGCCUCCUGUUGCAGCAUUGUUUUUUCUGGAACUGAUUUGGCAGCUUGUAUGAAAUGAGCCGAUGGUUGGUUUAAAAAAAAAAAAAAAAAGGCACCAAGUAGCCCAUCUCCCACUCUUCUUGCCUUCUCCCUGCAAGGCAGGAUUAACCCUGAUGAAAAUUUGCUAGCGCCUGUCUUUUGCUGCUCCUUGACUAACUGGCAGGCUUGCUAUUGUGUUCCAGCACCACUGUCUUUUCCUUUCUGGCAUCCAGGCUUCCAUCUCUGGUGGCCAAUACAGAUGUUAUAAAUGAUGCAUCUGUUGCCACCUGGCAAUCUUUUCUUCUUCCAGCUAAACUUGGGAGAAGGGCAUCACCUUUUUUGCUCUCUUGUGAAUUGCAACUCUGGGUUUGGGGCUGGGGAACAGGCUUGGCUUUGAGAAAGCUGUUCCUUGCAGAGUGCAGGAGAACCUGACCUGCAUAGCAACCUUUGUUGGUUCUUGGCAUCACUUUAGGUGAGCCUUCCCCAGGCCCCAAGGUCCCUGUUUGGGGGUGUGCCAUUUGAUAGAGAUAUGUAUAUUUUUUUAACAUUCACUUUUUUCCUGUGUUCAAACUACUUCAGUUUCAUUUUCUUGGCUCACACAAGUGCCAUGUGGAUCUAGAAGAGGUGUUGAGGCUCAGCCAUACAUCUUAUGGAUCUGCUUUGAACAAUCACUUUUAUCAGUAUUUCACUGCCAUGCAAUGGUGGCACUAGACUAUGCUAACACAUUCAGUUGACCUCAAUGCUACUUGGGUGCUGUCAGCAACCUGAGCAUCUUAAAUCCUCUAUUUCUACUGGCUUUUUUUAUUUCAAAUGUAUAUCCUCUGGGGCUGCUAGCCUGUAGUUGCUUGCUGGCACUUUCCAGGCUGUCUUGCCCCUACAUAGACCAUGAUGCUCAAUUCUGUAACUCUUUCAGGUAAAUACAUAUGGUACCCAGUGGAUGCUUGAUAUCAAGUCUGGCUUCAUCAUUCAGCUAGCAGAGGGACUUUUGACCACUGGGGCUGGUGAGGUUGUCUUUUUUUUCCUCCUGUUACCUAGAGGAAAAAGCUCUGUAACCCAGAGAGAAGGCUGUACGGGCAUAGAAGAUACUGGGGGUUGCUUGAGGAUCCUUCCUCAAACUGAUGCAUUGUUUUUCCAACUAAGUGCUUUUGUUGUUGGCGCUCUAGUAUUUAAUACUUGACCAUGGCAGAAAACAGACAAUUGCACCUCCUUGAAGCGUUUGAUUAAAGCUUAAUCUGUACAAACGAUGCUGGGUCCCUUGCCUUGGUUUCCUGCCAUGAUCUCUUCUGCACGUGUCAUAACUUGAAGGACUCUUGAGUUUUAGUUCUCAAAUCCUGCCUCAGCCUCUCCUCUUCAACAGUUCCUCAGACAGCACAGCCUUUUUUCCCAGCAGUUGUUGGCUUUGCCUGACAUUCUGGCAGUCCAGUCUGCAUUCGUGAAUGUUCGGGCCUUCUUUACAAGGGGUGGCAAUGACCACUACAGCCACUGUGUUUUGAACUGAGUCCCAAAAUGUGAUGGGAUUAUAACACUAUAGCUGUCAAACUUUGAAAGAUAUAGUGAGGCAAAGGUCUAGGCAUAAGGACUAAUCUGAAUUUUGCCAUUUGUCCUAGAUUUAGACCAGUCUGGCUUUAAUUUGAUCCCAUAUUAACCUACGUUAGGGAAAGCCAUGCUAGUAUGGUGCACUUAUCAACAAAAUACUUCUCUUGAUUGGUCUUCAAAGGAAUUUGAGUUGGGAAAUUGGAAGACUCAGUGCUGCUUGGUAGGAACCAUUCUGCCCUUUGACUAAUGCAGCAAGUGAAGGUUUUUCCUCCCUGAAGUUUUGUCAGCUUGUCUUGGGAUGUACGUGCUGCAAUCUUUCUGUCUGUUUGCUAUUCUAGAAGCACAGCAGCCCGUGUGCAGUAAUGCAAAGCAGUCCUAGCACUGAGCUUGCACUCUUGAUGGCAGUCUCCUUCUGAAAAUGUAAUUGCAUCUGGCUGUCAUCUAAGUGAUGAGUGGGGUGGCUGGGGUUAGAGGCUGCUGAUUCAUACGAGAGCAGUCCCUUUGGACUGACUCAUGAAGAGCCAUUUAAGUGCACAACAUCCCAGACUACUUGCGUCUCCAACUGUGCAUGUUGGAAACCACUAGAAUUUAGCCUAGAGCUCUGAAUAGCUUUCAUCUUCUGGCCCUUUGUAAAGCUGAGUCAUAAUUAGUAUCAAAGACUAGGUUUGGGUCUAAGAUUUCUUUCUUUAGCACAUGGAGUGGGGUGUUUCAUUCCCUAGGUUUAGCACAGGGUUUCAGCUUGGAUCCAGGAGGGUUCACAUCACACCCCCCCUCUCCCCAAUCCAUUAAGAUUUGACCCUUGUUCUUGUCCCAUACAAUACAGAUCACUGUAUUCAGAAUAUGCAGUUGCUGUUGGCAAAAGAGCUGGUGCAGUAACUUCAAGAGACCCUUCCCUGUGAAGCGGGCUGAGCCCUUUGUUGAAGGACAACCUGUAAGCGAUAGUAGAACUUAGAUGUGCAGUAAUAUUUGGGUUCUUGCUUUCCUCAUUGUCUAUGCAAUUGGUGUGGGAAUAAAUGAAGGGUAACUCAUCAACAGCAUAGGGCCUUUCAUCAACAGUCUGUUUUCCAGACCAAUCUGGUGAAAUAUUUUUCUUUUUUCUUUUCUUUUCUUUUUUUUUUUUUUUUAAAUAAGAAUGGGACUUUUGCAAACAGUGCUGUGGCCGUUGGCAAACUGUGAAUUGGGAUUUUCUUUUGGGGGGGAGGGGGAGGGGUGGAAACCAGAUCAGACCAGUAGCUACUGUAACACUGGCUAGAAAAAGAUUCACUGAAGUGUGAAUGGCGCUUUGGAAACCUUUUGUCUCCUGGAUCCUUCACAGAAAAGAAGCUGGAGACUUGUCCUUUUUUUGUGUUUUUUUUUUUUUUUUUUUUUUUUUUUAAGAAGCAACCAGUUACAAACCCCAUGAAUGGUACUUAUGUACUUAUAUUCUGUUACGUAAGUGCAUGUCAGAGCAUUAAACCACACAUGGCCACACCCUGGAGUGGAGCUGGUGAGAGAUUCUUUUUUUAAGUUUAUUUUUCAUUUACUAACCAGCUCAUGUAUGGGUUGCAUUAUAGAGCUGCGAGCACGUGUGGCAAAAGCAAGGGCAGUGGUAAGUUGUGGUUGCGGUACAGCGUUCAGACACCUGAAUGCAGGACUUCCUGUAGCCACUGCAGUAUCUUAAGGCUUUUUUUUUUUUUCUUCUUCUCCGAGUAAGGAUUUUUUUUUAUUUAUUUAUUUUUUUUAAAUGAAGCCAAAUACUAUGGUUCUCUUCAGUGAGUCCCCCUUUAAAGCUACGGCAUAGCUGUACCAUGGUGGAUUGAGAGGAUGCCCACCCGACUCUAGAACAGACUAGCCGGCUUGAUAUGGAGUUGAAAGUGUGUUUCUCUUAGGUUUCCAACACUGUAACAGAUGCAACAUAAAUAAAGAACCUGUUCCACAAUCCCGGA